This is a messenger RNA of Candoia aspera, 3624 nucleotides long. It is a transcript of the gene TMEM37, whose product is annotated as transmembrane protein 37. Gene Ontology annotation, molecular function: calcium channel activity; voltage-gated monoatomic ion channel activity. Lineage: Eukaryota; Metazoa; Chordata; Lepidosauria; Squamata; Candoiidae. The record is from RefSeq and is a predicted model, not a curated record. Gene Ontology annotation, cellular component: membrane. The coding region runs from base 233 to 826 and encodes 197 amino acids. The transcript is spliced from 2 exons.
GACUCAGCCAGAGGGAAAACUCGAAGGGCACUCCGCCGCCUGGCCUGCCCGACUCCCCGGGGAUGGUGCCCGGCGGGCCGCUCUGCCCAGCGCUCUUCCCCGAACCCCUCUGGCUCUGAAGGGGGUGCGUGGAGGGGACGCAGGAGACUUUUCCCACCGGCGCCAGGAACAAAGCGGAGCGAAGUUCCCCUCUGGCUUCCCUCGCUCGCCUGCGCAGGGAGCACGGGUCACCAUGACAGCCAUAGCAGCGCAGACCCAGUGGUUACUUACUCAUAGAAGACCAAAGAAAUCAUUCUUUGAGACAUUUAUCCGGGGCCUGAUUAUCCUCUGCGUUGCAAUUGCCAUUGUUCUAUUGUCCAUUGCAGUAUGUGAUGGCCAUUGGCUUUUUACAAAAGGAAAACUCUUUGGGCUGUGGCAUUUCUGUACCAUUGGAAGCAACAGCACCUUGAAAUGUACCACCGAUCUCUCUGUGACCAAUAUCAGAGGGAUAAGCAUAGGAAUGACAUUUGCAAGAAGUAUGGCGUCUUUUGCUGUUGUUGUUGCAAUCUUUGGCCUGGAACUUCUCAUGGUCUCUCAAGUCUGUGAAGACAUCAACUCAAGGAGAAAAUGGUCCAUGGGCUCAGUCCUCAUUCUUUUCUCAUUUCUGCUGUCAUCUGCUGGAGUGGUGAGCUUCCUAAUCCUUCUGAGGGACUAUAUCACUAUCACAAGUUUUACGUUAACCUAUUGGUGUGAAUUUAUUGCAACAUUCCUUUUCUUCCUUAAUGGAAUCAGUGGACUUCACCUUAACAAUCUAACCUUUCCAUGGAACAGAGUGAGAAAAAAUUAACAUGAUGAACAGCAGCUCAACCAAAUACCCUGAGAAUAUAUUGUUUGAGAAAGACACCAAGGGGGUUGUUUUUGAGGGGAAUUGUUCAGUUUUGUUUUGCUUAUAGCAUAAAAGAUUUCCAACAGCUUGCCACUUUCUAGAGGAUGUCUCCAAACUCAGUUGAUAAUGGAUGCUGAGUACUGGAAAUGGGAAAUUAUAACCUGUUGGGAUUUUAAAUAAUGCAUCUAACCAUAGUAAUGGAAUAGCAAAAAGUAACUUGCUUAAUUUAAAACUCAGUUCAUAAGGUUCAACGUCCUUAGUCCAGUUACAGUCAUUAUCCUUUAAGUGUCUCACUGAAAUAAAUAAGACAACAAAUCUCACUAUUUUCAACUGGGUUGGGUGGGGACCAAAUUCUGUAGCCAAGUGGAAUAAGACAAUGCUGUGUGAAUGUGUUUUGUUCUCACCCUACAUUUCCAUGUUUGUGUUCUUCAUAUCCGUAAUUAGGAUCACAAGAAACAUUUGUACUAUGCAGGGCAUAGGGCACUGCCAACUAGAACUUCUCUUUCAAAUAAACACAAAUAUUGCAUGUUCACAUGACCAGAUGUAAGCCACUAUUAAAAGCUAUGCUUAUUAUUUCUUUCAUUGGCAAAUAUGAUUUAUAAACCAUGCCAGCACUGUAUGCAUUUUCUAACGAAGUAAACUGGAUCCUAAGAUCCUUUACUGCUGAGAAGCAAGCUAUCCAUCUAAUAUAAUCUUUUAAAAAGAGUCCUGUGCUAUUGCAGUUUAAUGAAUGGCGGUGGAGAGUCCACCCCUUCCUGCAAGCUAGAAAUACUUUUUCAUAGAGACAUCUCAACUCCAUUGCUGUGAUAUUCUUACCACAGAGGAUGUAACUACAAAAUGCCCUGUUCAAUUUAUUCCUGCUUUUCAAAAUUACAGAAAAUUAAGUUUUUAUCCUUCUAAAAAGUACAUUCUUAGCUAAGAAUAUAGGGUCAACCCUAUCACCAUAGAUAGCAUUUGCUUGGAUAUAUAUAGUGGUAAAAGUGGAAGGAGACUCAUAUACUCCUUUUUUGACAUAUAGCUUGUAAGAUUGCCCUAAGACUUUCUUACAGUAUGAAUGAAACAAAUUGUAAAUCAGAUUUAGUGUAAGUUUAGAGCAUUCAUUCUCUAUUGUUCAGUGAUAACUUGUGUCCUUUAUUAUAUUCUGUAGUUUCAUAAUUUUUUACUAUAACAAUAAUGCAUUAAGUUCAGUAAACUGGGGACAGUUGUUGCUAUUUUUAAAAAUUUUAAAUGUUUGACUCCAUCCCUGUGGAUUUUCUACUUCUAAAUAUCCCAUAUUAUCAAUCCAAAUUUUCCAUUAUUGUCAACAAAAAAAUUCAGUAGCAUUAGAAAUGCACAGAUAAGAUGUCAAAUUGUCGAUGGAGAAAUUGCACUGAACCAUUGUUUUUGAAAGAACCACUGUAUUGCAGUAAAGCUGCAUGUCUGAUUGAAUUCUGAGUUCACUAAUUCUUAUUUAUACUUGUGUCUAUACAGCUGGCUGUAAGACUAUUUAGGAAUGCCCUACCUGUUCUUCUAAGUUUACCUCUAAAAUGUUUGAAGAAGUUUCCAAGCCAUCUUCAGCUAGGAAUAAAGAGUCAGUAUUUUGAUAGUCUAGACAAGCUUCCCCCAAUCUGGCGGGGUCGGAUUAAAUGCCAAACCCCAGCCAGCAUUGCAUAGGCUGCCUUGGGCAAUGGGAGUUGUAGUGCAAUAUAUUAAAAGGACCCCAAAUGGAAAGAAUGUGCUUGUCAAUUAAUUAUUUGAUUAUUCAUAUGCCAUGCUAACAUGCUACUUUAUAUGUUUACCAUGACCAAAAGAAGAUAUUCCAUUCACUGUCCCUUGGGAAGAUCUUGGCACUUCACUCAACUUGCAUUUUUAUUAUUACCUCUCAUGAAUGGUUAGGCUUUGCACAGUUGAAGAACAUGAGAUGUCACUACAGUGAAGUAUCUCCAAAUCCUUCCCAGGGUGAGGGAUGCCCUGAGAUUAGCAAAUCCCAUCUAUCUGUAUGGUUUUGUGGUCUAUAUAGAUUAAAUUGUAUGAAUCUGAAGGAAGAUACAUUUGUUUGAUUGGAGCUUUGAUGUUUUCACAUUGAGAAUAGUUUUUAAAAACAAUAGCUUUUUUUCCUCAGUUGCCAGAUGUCUAUCAUGUUACUAAUUUCAUUCAACAGCUUUCCCAACCAUCUUGUGAAGAAAUUUGAACUUGCCUUGAAAAAAAGAAUCUGCUAAAGAACUUAAGACAAACUCUGAUCUCUGUGGACCUUUCUAAAUGGUUAGCCUGCAAUACAACAAAUGUGAAAUUCUUCCAGGUUUCUUGGAUGAUAUACUGCUCGUGUCUGCUGUUGUAUUGUUUUCAUUUUUCUUGCACUGAUUAUUUCAUCCUUUGCCUGGAAUUUCAGCUCAUGUUCAAAAGGUUGAACACUCUCUUCUCAUGGGCUAAAUGAAUGGCCAUCAUCCUUGCCUUUCAAAAACGAUGGUUCUGAUUAAAUUUGGCCUUCAAAACUAUCCAGUUGCAGUACUUUAGAGACCACUUGUAAGCUGGUCAAAAGUUGAAAGAGCUAUAAAUACUAUUUACAGUUGACUCUUCUUUGUCCUAUUAAAGGCCAUUUGCCGGUAAAUGCCAGAGAGUGUUUGUUUAGGUGAUCUUUAUCUCUAAUAAUUAUUGUUUUAUUAAGUAAGUUAUAAUAUGUAAGCUUUUCUAAACUGUUUUCUACAAACUAUAAAAGAAAAUUGGAAGAUAUCUAGGAUCUGAAUGUCAAAUGUUCAAUAAACUACUUUUUAAAUGGAUAA